Molecule: messenger RNA, 565 nt
Organism: Galdieria sulphuraria
Lineage: Eukaryota; Rhodophyta; Bangiophyceae; Galdieriales; Galdieriaceae
Product: amino acid permease, APC family
Exons: 2
Source: RefSeq, a predicted model, not a curated record
GACCCUUUGAUGGUUUUAUUAUGCUUGUGACAACUGCAUCAUUAGCUCUUUAUGUCGGACAUAUUAUUGCAAACCUUACUCUUGUUGUUCCAGUUGUUGCAUCUAUUCUUGUUGGCUUUAGUAUAUUUUUCACUAUGUAUCCUUAUGAUCCUGUUACAUUAGCUUGUCCGACAUGGACUGGAGUUUGGUUGAUAUUGUCCAUUAUUGGAGGUUACUUGACUCCACGUGACCGCUUAGACGCUGCUCAACGUCGCUUUGAACGAGUGCAAGAUCUUAUGGGUGCAACAUAUGUCAAAGUCAAUUCAGAACAUGAUCGAGGUGACAAGCAGUACUUGGAUGAGGAGAAAGCCGAUUACAGCAGUUCAUUGACACAGGAAGCAGGGCAAGUGGACAAGCAACCAAGCUAUAUAGAUGACGAAGUGAUAGGAGCAAGUUCCCAGAGUCAUUAAUUGAACGAUAUUUAGUUGAGAAGAGUUUUAUGAAAUGUGAAGGUAUGAAAUGACAAAGUCUCUGUUUGUUAAUCGAAUUAUUUAACAAAUGGAAAAGUAAAGUGUAUUUCUCAAGU